AUGCUUCAAAUAGUUAAUGAAUAUCAUGAUUAUAAUCUAGUUGAAAUGAGUUUUAAUGUUUGGUAUCGUUUAUCAGAAUAUCUUUACCAGUGUGAUGAACCUGAUUUUGAUGAACUCAGAAUAGCUUUUAAACCUUUCGUUGAAAAGCAUAUUUUGUCACUUUGUCGUCAUUGUAGAAUUGAUUCUGAUUCACAGGAAAUGUUGAGUGAGCGAUCUGAAUUAGCUGAAUUUAGAUAUAGAGCACAAGAAAGUGUUCGGGACGUUACAUUUAUAAUUGGAUCUGUGGAUUUACUAAGACUUUUAAUGGAACAUUUAAAUACUUCAACUAGUUGGGAUCAAAUGGAAGCUAUUUUAUUUAUUAUCAGUUCUUUCAUAAAUAAUAUUGUGGAAAGUGAAAAGUUGGUUGUUCCGACACUUUUGGAUGCAAUUCUUAAAUUACCUUUGUCUGGUACCCAUAAACAAUUGCUUAAAACAAGUGCACAAUUAUUGGGUAAUCUUCAAGAUUGGUUAAUAUCACAAACAAUUUCAGCACCAUCACAAGGAGAUUCUGAUUAUAUGGUUAGAACUUUUGAAUGGUUUUGUACACUUUUUGGAUUUGCUGAUGGUUGUAUGGCUUUAACCGUUGCUGAAAGCUUGGAAUUUUUAGUAGAACGGGGAUGUGGAGAAAUACAAAAACGAUCAUUACAUGAGAGAUAUUUAAAUAUUCUUUCUGGUUUAAUUUCGAGCGUUGAAAAGUCUCAAGGAAAGGCUCAGGAAAUGGAAAAAGCUGCUCAACAUUUGCUUAAAGCUUCAACUUAUUUAAUUAAUGAUUUGCCUUCUCCCCAACUUUGUUCUUUUCUUGAACUUCUUUCUGUCAAAUCUAUCGAUAAUCUUGAAAGGAUAAAUUCUAAUUCUAUUCCUCCGGAUCCUCAAACUUCACCAAUUUCUACUACAACAAGUAAUAAAGAAAAUAUUAGUGAUGCUUGGCAAACACUUUCAACUGAUCCAAUUUUAUGGUUGGAUAGACUUUCUUCUGUUUGGAGAAUUCUCAAACCUUGGGAAAUUCAAUUAGAAUAUAAAAAGGGAAGCCUAAAACAAGAUUGCCCAUGGUUGCCUCUCUGCACAAGAGUCGUUCAAUGUACACUUGUUACAUUGCAGCAACAACAAGAAAAACAACGAGUUAUUGAGCAUUGUUGUAGAACUAUUCGUUUUUUAAUUCGUUCAAUGGGUCAACAGUCAAUUGUAUUUAUUGAACCUUUGGCUAAUCAAAUAAUUCUUGUCUAUGGACGUUUCCCUCAUUCGUGCCUUCUCUAUUUAGCUAGUAUACUUGUGGAUGAGUAUGGAAAUUUGGAAUUUGUUCAGCCAGGAAUGCUCUCAAUGCUUGAAAAUUUGGCUACACGCGCCCUUUUGUUACUUUCUUCUGUCCCUAAUGGUUUUGAAAUGAAUCCAGAUACAGUUGAUGACCUUUAUCGGUUAGCCGUUCGUUUUGUUCAGCGUUCUCCUUCUUCCGUUUUUUCCCACCAAAUAUCUGCUCAUCUUCUCCAGAGUGCUAUAAACGGGCUUAACAUUUGUCAAGUAGAUGCUAAUCGUUCGCUAAGUAAAUUUAUAAUGGAAGUUAUUGAUGUUGCUGCUGGAAAAAGAAAAGAGACAUCUAUCCAAGUAGCUGAUGUUCAACGUGUAAAACAAUUAUUAUUGUCUUUAUGUCCACAAAUUAUGUUAUCAGCUGUUUCUGCUGCACUUUUUCAUUUAUCUACUUUAUUGAGUAAAGAAAUGGCUGAAAUUAUGUUUGGAUUAAUACAAUUAGAUAAACAAAAAGCGGAAGAAUGGCUAAAUUUUACUUGUUCACAAAUUCCUCAUGAUGGAGGUAAUAGUGCUACACCUGAACAACUUUUAGACUUUCGAACACGUGUACUAAGUGCUGUAAGAUCUUAUGACGUUAUUUUGGCUUUACGUGACUUGAGGAAAUUUUAUGCUUGA
This is a messenger RNA of Meloidogyne enterolobii, 1956 nucleotides long. The record is from the annotation of a GenBank genome assembly. Lineage: Eukaryota; Metazoa; Nematoda; Chromadorea; Rhabditida; Meloidogynidae.